Oncorhynchus tshawytscha (Chinook salmon) is the source of this 3600-nucleotide messenger RNA. RefSeq names its product ADAM metallopeptidase domain 17a (gene adam17a). Gene Ontology annotation, molecular function: metalloendopeptidase activity. Lineage: Eukaryota; Metazoa; Chordata; Actinopteri; Salmoniformes; Salmonidae. The record is from RefSeq and is a predicted model, not a curated record. Gene Ontology annotation, biological process: Notch signaling pathway; membrane protein ectodomain proteolysis. The coding region runs from base 290 to 2881 and encodes 863 amino acids. The transcript is spliced from 19 exons. Gene Ontology annotation, cellular component: plasma membrane.
CUGAAAACGGUCAUUGAGCGGAUGUUCCUUUUUUUCUUUUUCCAAACAAUGAACUUCCGGUAUCGGAAGUAGCAUUUGGAAAUCAAAGCGAAUGGCGUAGCUAACUGAAAUUGAAAUUCAGUCUAAUCUACAAUGCAUUUUUAGACAUUUUAACCUUUGCGCUCUAUAAUUCUUUGCGAAUAAAGUCGCGUCAAGGAAUCAUUUUGAUCAAGCUGUCCAGUGUUGACAUUAUUCAUCAACAACUUGCGAUAAUGACACCAGUGGUGGAGUAAGCUAUUUUAACCUUACGAUGAAGUAUUUGGUACUUGUUGCCUUUUGGGCUCCUUGUUGGGUCAAUUGUGCGAUUAAACCAAGGGCCAUUGAGGAAGAAACACGGGAAAAUGACCCGGAGUUAGAGGCUCUGAGUUCGUUGCUGUCUGACUUUGAGGUGCUACCCGUGUCUGGCCUCCAGCAUCACUCGGUCAGGAAGAGGGACGCCCACACCCAGUCCCACCUGGAGCGCCUGAUCAGCUUCAGCGCCCUCAAGAGACAUUUCAAGCUUUACUUGACAACUAACACAGACUUGUUCACUGAGGACUUCAAAGCUGUGUUUGUAGAUCAGCAAGGGAAGGAGCACAGCUAUGAUGUUCAGCUGCAGAACUACUUUACCGGACAUCUUGUAGGAGAGGAGCACUCCCGUGUGCAGGCACACAUAGACGGGGACGAGUUCUCGGCCCACAUCCUGACAGAUGAGACGGAGUACAAUGUAGAGCCCCUAUGGAGGUUCACCGAGACGUCCCCCGAUGGUCGUCUAUUGGUGUACCGGUCAGAGGACAUCAGGAACCUUAGCCGCAUGGCCUCGCCCAAGGUGUGUGGAUACAUCCACGCUGGGGCCCAGGACUUACUGCCAGAGGCCGCGAGAGGUGGAGAGGCACAGGAGGAUUCCCUCCACAGAGCGAAGAGAGCAGCCCACAACCACAAGAAGAACACCUGUCCUCUAGCCCUGGUGGCCGACUACCGCUUCUUCAAACACAUGGGCCGUGGAGAGGAGAGCAUCACACUCAACUACCUGAUUGAGUUGAUUGACAGAGUGGACGACAUGUACAGGAACACAACCUGGGAUGACGAGUUCACAGGAUACGGUGUUCAGAUCCAACAGAUCAUCAUCAACAAGGAGCCGACCAAUGCGCCUCUUGGCCAGGCUGGGCCGGGCUGGACCCACUACAACAUGAAGGGAAGCCCCAUCCAAGGCAAGGAGGUGUGGGAUGUCAAGAAACUGCUGGAGCAAUUCAGCUCGGAUAUAGCGGACAAUGCUAGCACUGUGUGCCUGGCCCACCUGUUCACCUACCAGGACUUUGACGAGGGGACAUUGGGCCUGGCCUAUGUGGCCCCCUCUAAAGCCCAGGCUCUGGGGGGCCUCUGCCCCAAACCUUACUAUCCAUCUCACUCCGUCAAGAAACCCAGCUACCUCAACACUGGUUUAACCAGCACCAAGAAUUAUGGCAAAACCAUUUUAACCAAGGAAGCAGAUUUGGUGACAACCCAUGAAUUGGGCCAUAACUUUGGGGCGGAGCAUGACCCUGACAACAUCCCCUACUGUGCCCCAAACGAUGACCAUGGGGGCAAGUUUGUCAUGUACCCUAUUGCUGUGAGCGGGGACCACUACAACAACAAGCGUUUCUCCGACUGCAGUAAGAUCUCCAUAGGUAAGACGCUGCGCUUCAAGGCCCCCAUCUGCUUCAAGGAGAGGAACAGCAAGGUGUGUGGGAAUUCCCGCGUGGAGGAGGGGGAGGAGUGCGACCCGGGCAUGCUGCACCGCAACAACGACCCGUGCUGCUCUGCCGACUGCAAGUUCAGGCCCGAGUCCCAGUGCAGUGACAGGAAUAGUCCGUGCUGUAAGAAAUGCAGGUUUGAGCAGGCAGGGAAGACGUGCCAGGAGCCCAUCAAUGCCACCUGUAAGGGCAUGUCCCUCUGCACAGGUGACAGCAGUGAGUGCCCAGCCCCAGACAACGCUCCGAACAAUACCAUCUGUGUGGACAGUGGGAGGUGCAGAAACGGGGAGUGCAUAACCUUCUGUGAGGCCGUGCAGAAGCUGCAGCCCUGUGCUUGUAAUGAGACAUACGACUCGUGUAAGGUGUGCUGUCGGGACAAAAAUGGUGCCUGCACUCCUUUUGUCAAAAGCGACCGGAGCGUCCUGUACCUGCGCAAGGGGAAACCCUGCACCGUGGGCUUCUGUGAUGAGGCCGGUAGAUGCAUGAAGCAAGUCCAGGAUGUGAUCGAGAGGUUGUGGGAUUUCAUCGACAAGCUGGACAUCAACACAUUCGGGAAGUUCCUAGCAGACAAUAUAGUGGGCUCAGUGGUGGUGUUCUCUCUAGUCUUCUGGAUCCCUCUCAGCAUCCUGGUGCACUGUGUGGAUAAAAAUCUGGACAAGGAGUAUGAGGAGAACACCAAGACCAUGUACUUCCCCAGCAACGCAGAGAUGCUGAGCAGCCUCGAGUCGGCCUCCGUCCGCAUCGUCAAGCCACCUCCGCCUCCCACCUUCUUCUCCGCCGCUCGGAUCCCACCCCACUCCCUUCCUUCUCUACCCCCAACGGGCCCGUCUGCCUCAGGCAGCAGCAGUACCCCAGCCCCAGGCUCGGCUUCGGGCCCUGGCCCGUCCUCGGGGAGCGUAGUGGUGGUGGGGGAGGGCCCACGGAUGGCCACCAUCCAGGAGGAUCCCAGCUGCGACUCUCACCUCGACCUGGACAAGGACGACUUCCCUCCUCGCGGAGGCUCCAACGCCACCAAGUCUUCAUACGAGGACCUGACGGCGGAGCAGAGCACGCCACGCUCGGGCCGCCACGACAAGCGCCGCCUCAAGAGGCAGGCCUGCGUGGUGGACAGUAAAGAGACCCAGUGCUGAGGUAACAUGUGUUUGUAGAUGUACACAUGUACAGGCAGACCUACGCACGUACACACUCACAAUUGUACAUGAGGGAACAUGCGAGCACACAGUCCAGAAUAGAUACAGUAUGUAGGUACACGCAUACAGACACUCAUGUAUAUCCAUGCACAUAAUAUAUUACACUAUAAUAGAUGCUGGAAACUGCCAAAAUAAAGCAAACACUUGAGUAAAUGAGGGAUACAAAGUAUAUUAAGAGCAGGUGCUUCCACACAGGUCUGGUCCUGUGUUAAUUAAGCAAUUAAAUGUAGAAAAUCACCCAGUUUCCAAUUAUUUUGGCUACCAUGGCUAGAAGAAAUCUCAGUGACUUUGAAAGAGGGGUCUCAAAAGAGCAAAGGCGGUUUAAAGGGUGUGUGUGUGUCACCAGAUCUCAACCCAAUUGAAAACUUAAAGGGAAAUUCUGGAGUGGCGCCUGAGACGGCGGUUUUUCCACCACCAUCAACAAAACACCAAAGUAUGUAAUUUGUUGUGGAAGAAUUGUUGUAUCCAUACAAUAAAAUCCCAGACACUUAUAUACUAAGGCGCAUUGAAACUGACCUAGCGGCUCCUGGGUUGGCCCAACAUCCUAUCAAGACCUUGUCGGUGUUUCUUUUAGUUUGGCAGAUACCUGUACAUGAGUAAACAUUGCACACAAACACCCACUCCAUAGACUAAAACUUGCUACACAGCACUGGCAGCAA